CAAGUUUUUUAAUUGAAGAUAUACCACAAUUCAUUAUUCAGGUCAUCUAUAAAAACUUGAUAAUAUCAUAUGACCUUAUCCCAUUUUUAACUUUGAUAACUAGUUCAGUUAUCAUUGCCAAUAAUAUUAUUACCAGAUUAUACAAUAUAAUCAUAAACGUUAAAGAUAAUAAAGUAUCAUCAUCAUCACCAAUGCAAGAAAAAUCAACAGUAAUAAGUAUUGUUGAUGAUGAAGAUAAUAAAAUUAAAGAUAAUAUUAGUAAAUUAAUUGGAGGGAAAAAGGUUAUUCCAAGACAUUCCGUCUAA
Messenger RNA from Entrophospora candida, 305 nucleotides. NCBI's taxonomy places the organism in Eukaryota, Fungi, Glomeromycota, Glomeromycetes, Entrophosporales, Entrophosporaceae. The record is from the annotation of a GenBank genome assembly.